Messenger RNA from Macrosiphum euphorbiae (potato aphid), 2082 nucleotides. The record is from the annotation of a GenBank genome assembly. Lineage: Eukaryota; Metazoa; Arthropoda; Insecta; Hemiptera; Aphididae.
AUGAAUGCUGAAGAUAUAAACGCUGCGCUGUCUGAGGAUUCCUUCAAUUUCUCAGAAAUUGAUGACUACAUUAUCGAUCCAGAUUUCAUUUUAUGUGAGUGUAGUGCAGAAAAUAAUGAUUUACAUGGAAUACAUCCCUUAAUAAGUAGUGACUCUGAACAUGACGAAAAUCUACAAGAAUGUAUGGUAGUCGGUUCUGCAUAUGUACAGGAUGGUUUUGAAAAUGAAGAUGAGGUCUCGGUAGAAAAUGAUGAGCAGGGAUGUUCAACAUUUAAUGGAAAAAAAAGAGUUGCAACCCCAUCAGUAUGGGAGAGAAAUAUUGUCAAAGCAAAACGUGCUAAAGGUGAAGGAGUUGUUAGUUUACGAGGCAAAAUAGUACAAAAAAGAACAACAGGGGUAGAUUGCAAAUGCAAAUCAGAAUGCUUUAAACAAUUUACUGAUGAACAAAAACAACUAACUAUAAACAUGUUCAAUAAUAUUUCAAACAAAGAAAAACAAGACACAUUUUUAGGAGGUUUAAUUAUAACAAAUAACGUUGCUAGACAUAGACCUGUUAAUAAUUCCAAACAACCAAGAUCAUUAACUUGCAAAUAUAAAAUUCGUUUUGAUGGAAUUGAUGAAAAAGUUGUCUGUAAAAAAGCUUUUUGUUCACUGUUUGGAAUAGGGAAAUCGAGGGUCGAAAGAAUUAUUCAAAAAGUAAAAAAAAAUAUUCCAAGCCCUGUGGAUUUGCGUGGAAAGCAUAAGAAUCGACCAAAUAAAUUGAGUGAUCACAUUUUAUUUAAAAUUAAAACCCAUAUCCUUAGUUUUCCUCGGUAUAUUUCACACUACAGUAGACAUGACAAUGAAAAUAAAAGAUUUCUAUCACCUGAAUUAAGCAUAAGCAAGUUGUAUAGCUUAUAUUUAGAAAAAUACGAGUUUGACGUUUUUGAAAAGUUAAAGAAGGGAGAAAAAGUUAAACCUACUGUAAAGUAUGAAUUUUUUUCACAAUAUUUUAACAAAAACUUUAAUCUGUCUUUUGGCCAUCCCAAAACAGAUACAUGUCAAACUUGUGACCAUUUACAAAAUAUGAUAAAUGCAGAACUUGACAUUGAAUUAAAAUCCAACCUUAUUGAAGAAAAACAACAGCAUAUUGAAAAAGCUUCAACAUUUUACACUGACUUAAAGAACCUAUCAAAAGAAUCGAGACUUAAUGACAGUAUUGAGGUAUUGUCAUUCGAUUAUCAGCAAAAUAUGCCCUUACCACAUAUUCCUUGUGGUGACGUUUUUUAUAAAAGGCAGCUCUGGAGUUAUAAUUUUUGUGUGUAUUCUGGUAAACUUCGUCAGGGCUACUUUUUCAUGUAUGAUGAAACAAUAGGAAAAAAAGGACAAAAUGAAGUUAUCAGCCUAAUUGAUUAUUAUUUAAAAAACUUACUUUCACAAGGAGUAAAACAGUUAUAUAUUUUUUCGGAUAACUGCAGCAGUCAAAACAAAAAUAUGGCCUUGUUUCAAUAUUUUUAUACUAUUAUUCAGUCAAAUGCUUUUGGUCUUGAAAAAAUUACACAUCGUUAUCCGGAACCCGGUCACAGUUUUCUCCCCUGUGACCGUUGUUUUGGGCUGAUAGAAAAAAAUAAGCGUAAGAUGGAACGAGUGUUCAUACCUCAGACAUAUCAAAACAUGGUAAAAGAAACUAGCAGUGAUAAAUUUAAUGUAAUAAAUAUUACACAAAACGAUAUAUACAAUUUUUCUGAAUAUCUAAAACCCAACUUUAAAAAAUACAUAACAAGUUCACACAAAGAAAGGUUUACUAUCGUGGCAUACCGCCUCAUGGAAUAUGUGAAAGAUGGACUGUACUGCAAAACCGUUGCAAAUAGCACUUUAAAAGAACAUUUUACUUUACAAAAAUCAGGAACGGACUUGAAAUAUCCUCUAGAACAUCUUCCUCUACUAUAUUCUAUGAAACUUAAGCUUAAAGAAGCUAAAUUAAAAGAUGUACAGGAUUUAGCAUCAAAAUAUGUACCAUCUGAGUUUAUAUGGUUCUAUGAACAGCUUGAGGGAGACGUUCAAAAUAAUGAAAAUGUACCAACUUCUGAAAAUGAAUAUUAA